This is a messenger RNA of Scleropages formosus (Asian bonytongue), 9396 nucleotides long. It is a transcript of the gene brca2, whose product is annotated as BRCA2 DNA repair associated. Gene Ontology annotation, biological process: double-strand break repair via homologous recombination; regulation of DNA-templated transcription. Gene Ontology annotation, cellular component: nucleus. The transcript has 27 exons. The coding region runs from base 149 to 9211 and encodes 3020 amino acids. Lineage: Eukaryota; Metazoa; Chordata; Actinopteri; Osteoglossiformes; Osteoglossidae. The record is from RefSeq and is a predicted model, not a curated record.
AGUGGAGGCGGUUGUGGUAGUGUAUUGUGUUCGUGUAGUUUUAUUGCUCUUUUAAACGACGGCUCGCUGGGGAAAAUGGUUUCUCUAACAUCCUAUAAAAGGUCAGAUACCAGAAACUGAUGGGGUUUUAAAAGCUGAAUAAAGGAAGAUGUUAGAUGUGCUGAGUCCUCAUCUCAAAGAAGCUUUGGGACCGCUUCACACAGAUUGGUUUGAGCUGCUGACUGCAAAAGUCUCAGCUGGACCUUCUGCUGAAGACCAUGGCAGCACCAGUCCUUCCUAUGUGCAAGAACACUGUUUCAAAACACCCGUUGGGGAAGUUUCUAUGGAAAGUGAGAUUUUUUCCACGCCCAAGAUCUUCAGGGAGAGAGGAACAGAGUCGCCCAUCCCCAUAACUCAGGAUGAGGAGCUCCACCACUCUGACAGAGGUACAGGAGCACCAAAAAUAUUGGACCAUGCUGACAGUCCUUUUUCAUUUGGAUCUGCAAAACACAGCCAUGCAGUCAGGAGCAGUGGAAGAAAUCAGCUCUCAGGAAAUUGUUUUGGAUUUCUGGAUACACCAAGAAGCUCUGUAUCUCAAUCGGUCAAACGUAUCUCUGAAAGCCUGGGUGCGCAGAUAGAUCCUGAUGAGUCCUGGACCAGUUCUCUCAACACACCACCAGUUUUGUCUCCUACUGUAAUUCUGACUAAGACCAGUGACAGUUCUUGUUUGGUAAGCUGCUCUGGAGAUAAACAAGCCAUUUUUGUGCGGAAGCUCUUCCCUUCCCUCUCUGAGGCCUCUGGAAUCAACAAGUUGCCAUCAAAUAAGGACAAAGCCGUACUACAUUUUGAACCUCUCAGGCAGUUUGAAAAGGCUGAAUUUGCCAGCACUGCCACACCAGAUGUGACCCCCAGUGUGUGGAAGCAGAAGAUGCCAGAAGCCAUUCGAGACAGAGAAGUUCGCAGCACAGUGGCAUAUGUGCUGGGCGGAGCUGAGGAUGUCCUUUCUGUCAUCUUCAGUAAUGGAAAUAACAACAGUUUGGUGCAGAAAACAAAAGCCAGUGAGAGAUGCAGGAGGAAUCAACCUAGGUCAACAUGCAAGGAUGCGUUAAAUAACCCUACAGAAGAUACUGUGGCCUCUGUAACAAGCACCAUAGUGGAACUUUGCAAAGAUCCAGUGACAAUAGUGGCAGAUGAAGUCCAACUCAUUGGUGAUUGCUCUGACACCAGUCAUUUUGCAGAAAGCUCCCUUACAGCUGCAAGCUGUGAGAUAACUCAGUGGACUCCACUAACUUUGCCUGAUUCUGAAAUAAUUCACACUGAGAAAGCUCAUUCACUGCCUUCAUCAGAAGGGAACACUGCUGCUCCCUCAAAUGCAUCAGUAGGAAAGCAGCUGUUUGCCAAUCCACCAGAAAGCUUUACUUUGUAUGCAAAGAACGAGGCAAUGGACAGAGUUGUGCCGACCCAUCGUGGCCAUAAUUCAGAUAUGCAAGAUAAAAACAAGUCCCAGUAUCCUGAUUCUUAUAGCACAGGGGGUGAGGAACCAAAAAGUGGGCAGCUGAAGAGUUCACCCACAGAUAACCUGUUACUGAAUGUCCAGGCUCCAGAGCUGAAUCAUAGCUGUCAGCCUGAUGGAGAUACUAGCCCAGGGAAGUUAUCUCAGUGCAGUAGUAAAAUCCAGAAAGAAAAUAGGGUUUUCCAGUCAGGUGGCUCUGAAUUGCUUCAAGUUUCACAGGAAGGCUUUGUUGCUAUGUCAUCCAUUAGGAAACCUCCCAGGAAGUUUUUUUACACUUGCCAGAACCCAGGUAUGUCUGGCCAAACAAGCAAUAGCACAACAGCAAACAACCAUUCUUUUUCUGCACCUGCUGCGACUCCCUUUUCAGGAGAUUCUCCAAGGGAUAUGCAAUCUGGAAGAGCUGUAUUUUUCAGUGAAGGCAAACACAAAAACAUAACCAUGGAUCUGUUGGAUUGUCAAAAUAUGUGUGAACAAUAUAGUGGCAAAGUAGCAGAGAACAGUAAUCCCAUGGUUUCAGAAAAGGAGAAUGGUCUUUGUGAUACAUAUGCUGAGAAUCCCAUGGAGGAUAAAAAUUCUGGUAGAGAAUGCAGCUUAAAGACAAACACUUUUCACAAUCUCCAGAAUGGCUGUACAGGCACUUUGACCUCUGCCAUGCUACAAGGCAUGACCUUUUUAGCAGAAGCAUCUUUAAACAAAGUCAUAUCAAAUACUGAACAUGAGAUGACUACUUACGAACAGAGUGCUUUAAUGAAGGAAAAUUCUGUAGUUUCCAUGGAAUCAACACAUCCUGUUAAUGUCAGUGAAAGUAAUGAUUGUUUAUCAGAUGGAGUGAAGAUGACAUCUGGAAAUCAAAAGUCUGAAAGUGGAUAUUAUACAUCCUGGUCCAAUGUCAUACAGUUUCCUGGAUCAUCAGAUGGCAUCUCCAGACCUAGAAAGGGAAUUCAGCUGGAGUGUUGUUUUAAAACGGCAAGUGAGAAAAUAAUUUCUCUCCCCUGGGAAGCAAUACAGAGAGCAAAAGCUUUACUCAACGAGACAGUGGAGGACAACACAAGAGUUGGACAGUCAAGGAACUUGAUUGAGAAUUCUAACAAUGUAACCCAAAGCAAAGAUUUGGGUAUGGAAGCAAACGUUGGUAUUUUUCAGGUUGUCAGUAAGUAUGAUGAUAAUGUGAGUGAAGGAAAUGGUCACCCCUGUAAGUCAGCUAUGGGAAACAACUCUCAGAGUGCCCCCAACUCUCUUUCUCAUUUCACAGGGCAGUCUCCAUCACACAGUCUUAUUGGCUGUAAAGCUGCCUCCAACACAGUACUACAGGUGUACUCCAAAAAGCUGGCCAGGGCCAGGCAGCUGUUUGAAGUAGAUGAAAAGCAGCUUAAGAAAAAUCCAGACAUCAAUGUGGUCACAGGUAGUGGCAAAGUAGAAAAGGAGGCCCACCUGCAUGGAACAUCAGAGGCGGCACCUGUAUUUCAUGUUUCAUCCUCUCAUCAUGGUCAUUUAGAUGAUUACUGUUCUCUGACAGCAUCCCAGAGAGCUGAUGUUGCAGAGCUCUGUAGCAUUUUGGAAGAGGCAUACACCCAGUUUGAGUUUACACAGUUUCAACAGGAAAAAAAGGCCUCUAACAGAAGGGAUGAACUUUGUCUACAACAUCCUUGUGAUACAGAAAUAGAUCCUGAUUUGCUGAAGGGAAUAGAUUUUGAUGAUAGUUUAUGUGAGAAACAGGUGGACAGACAGGAAAGUGAAGAAAUUGAAGCAUCAGAAGAACUCUUGCCAAACAUCAAGCAAAGUAUGCACGAUUCCAGUUUCAAAACUGAAACUGUGACGAUAUCAUCCUGUGAUUUGGCUGACAAACCCAUGGAAAAAUCUUUGUGUGCAAGUCAGAAGGAUGGCAAUAAUUUCUUAGUCCAUAACAACACAUCCAAUCUUGAAACCUUUUAUUCUGCCCGGAGUGUUAAAAUGACUGUGCCAGAAGAUUAUGUCAAGAAAGCUUCAGGUGUUGGUUUAGAUCUUUGCUGUGUUUUAAGUUCUGUGUCUGAAAAUUCCCAUUCUGUAAAAGAUAAGUGUGAUGAGUUGCAACAUGACAUUUUGAAAUUUCAAAGGCAGGAUUUAAGUAAGGUAACAACAUGUUACUCCACUGAACAAGGCAACCUUAAUACCAAAGAAUUCUCAGCAAAAGAAUUACACAUCACCUCUGUGUUUGAUAAGGGAAAGCAGAGUCUUGAGAAUGUCAAAUGGAAAAAUUUCAAAAGUCACAAAUCAGGCAGCUCUAACCUUGCUCAUUGUGUCGAUUUUAAAACUCCCACGGGAAGUGCUGUGAGCAUCUCUGAGAGAUCUCUGAGCAGAGUGACAGCAAUGUUUGCAGAUUUAGAGGAGGACUACAGAAGUGGAAAUGAACAAAGGAACAACUCUCACAUGAACUUGAAGAGGCACAAUGCUGAGAUGAAAAAUGAGUAUUCACAGGCAAAGUAUGAUCAUUCAAAAGCAGAAGACACUCUGAAUUGCAAUUCUGCUAUAGAGUAUAGUAAUAACCUGAUUAGAGAGAGUCUUUCUAAAAGGCUAUGCUUUGAAGUAAACAGCACUGCGAAGGAAUUUGAUACAAGUGCUUUACAAACUAAAGAAAUGUCAAAAAGAGAUUUUGUAAAAAAUGCCUGUAAUCUUCCAAGUGGUUCUGGGUAUUUAUCUGUUGAGGACAAGGAGUCAGAAGAAAACCUUCAGCAGAUUAAAUCGCAACUAAAAAAGCCUGUUGAAAAUUCCUCAGAAUGUGAGCAUUCCAUAGGUGACAAAUUUCACUUGUCCCUUAGGCUUCAAUGUGAAAAAGAUGCAGGUUUCAAAACGGCUAGUGGUAAAUGUGUGUUCAUUUCAGAGAAGGCACUUGAGCAGGCAAAAACUAUAUUCAGAGAUUGUGAUGAAACUGCAAGUUGUGAAAUUACACGUGUGGAAAAUACCAGUGGCAAUGAAAUUACUCCAGCAAGCAGUUCUGCGUUCACCUUUGCCAGUGGUAAAGGGGUGUCCAUUUCAGCACAGGCACUUCAGCAAGCAAAAGCUGUAUUCAGAAAUCGUGACAAAACCACAAUUUAUGAAAUGACUGCCUGUGUUGACAGGAAGACCACUGAUGGCAAAAAUAGUGGUGAAGGGGUGUCCAUUUCAGUAGAAGAAAUUGAUAAAACAAAUUGUUUCUUGAAGGACUGCGAUAAUAUAUUAACGAGUGGAACUGAAAUGAAGAAACCUGUUGGAAAGGAUGAUUCUGGCACUUCAGGAUCAAGCCAUUUUGGAUUUAGUAACACUUGUGAAGAAGAGAUGUGUGUCUCUGAAAUGCUGCCUUUAAAACCAAAGGCACCUGUAAUAGAAUAUGAUAAACCUACAGAUCAUACAGUUUUUGGCUUGACACAUGAAAUAAGCAGUGGUUUUAGCACAGCCAGUGGUAAAGGGGUAUCUAUUUCAACCAAGGCCAUGCAAAAAGCAAAAGCGCUCUUUGCAGCAAUGGAGGAUACUUCCUUUUGUGAUUCUGGCACACAAGACAUGAACAGAGAUGGAAGAUCAAAUUUCACUGAUUCACUUUGUGCAGAGACAAGAAACUGGGGUUUCAGCACGGCUGGUGGAAAGAAGGUGACUGUAUCUGAGAUGGCCUUAAGGAAAGCCAGAGGUCUUCUGGACCAGUCAGACAACAUUGAAAAAGCCAAGCCUGAAAAAUAUUUUGGAACACUGAAAUGUACAAAGGAUAAUGCCAGACCGUUGGAGUGUCAGAAUAGCAAAGACAGCAAUAAAGGUUUGUCCACCUCACUAAAAGAGGCGGGUGAGGCACAGUUGAAGUUUUAUGACUGUCUGGAGAGUGAAAUGCAUGGUAAAUUUGAAAACCAUGUAAAAAUGGAGUGUGGCUCUGGACUUUGUGAUUCAAAAACAGUAUCGUGUAGUUUCAGAACAGCUGGUGGCAAAGGUGUUGUUAUUACAGGAAAAGCACUUAAGGAGGCAAAGGCCCUGUUUGAGGACUGUGAUAAUUUAGAAAAUGUAACCUGUCCGAAAAUUAACAGACCAGCUAGAAAGAGUAGAAGCUUCUAUUCUGCUCAUCAGAAUUCAGGUGAUGGUCCUUUUAGUGACAGAGAGACUGAAAUAAUCUCUGAAAAUUCUUGCCAAAAAGAAGCUUUGCUGAGCUGUGACAGAAAUGAACAAGCCAAUGGUCUACAGAAAGUUUCUAAUACCAAACUCAUUGCAGAGCAAGCAGGAGCUCAAAAGAAGCUUGUGGAGUCUUUGCCAUCAUUAGAGGUGCCUCAACAAAAUUCUUCCUUAUUGAACCUGGGGUUUAGUGGUUGCACCAUGACCCAACAAAAGUACCUUGAACAGGAGGCUAUGGCAUGUACGAAGGCAUUGCUAGAGGAUGAAGAGUUCACCAGGAAGAUUUCCCAGCAGCACUUGGAAGAUUCACCUUGUGAACCACAUACUGCAUCACAACAUCUGGAUCAGUCAAACUCUACAGAGCAAAGAAUUAAAAGUCUAAAAAGGUUUAGGCCAGUGGACUUUCAUUGGAAAGAUCAACCCCCUCUGAAACGACAGCUUCUGACAGAAUUUGAAAGAACUUCAAAUGGUGGAAAGCACUCUUACCUGACCCCUUUAAAAAGCAGUCCAAAUGGUACACUGAAUGACAGGAGAACCUUCAAGUACAGUAUGCCCCUACAACCUGUCGUGACUCGGCCUUCUUUCAAUAAGUCAUCUGAAGAGCUAAAGCUCCAAAAGAAAUCGGAGAUGCCCCACAAGAAUAGCAAGCAUAUGAAGCCUACCUGCAAUGCAUUUCUGCCCCCAUUUCAGAAGCAACUUGGAGCAAAAAUAGUGUGUGACACUGGAUCUCAAAGGCCAAGCAGACCCACAGGUACCUUUGUGCCCCCUUUCAGAAGUAUCCACUUCAAGAUGAACAGUGAUCUUAAAGACAACCCAGCUGAAGUCCCAAAAGGAAAGCAAUCUACUUGUAAGUCACAAGCUUCAGCAGCACCCAAUGUGUUUGUCCCUCCUACUAAAAAGAAGCCAGCAAGUGUUUCUGAGUUAGGUGCCACCUGUGAUGCAGGAGAGAAGGGAUUAAACUGUGGGGCACCAAACCCAGCACCUGCCUUACCAACUGAGGAGAAGGCCAAUUGCUCAGAAACCCAGCUUAUGCCCCUUGAGAACUUGCAGAAUGCUCGAGACCUGCAGGAAAUGCGAAUAAUGAAGAAGAAACGACAGACCAUUCGACCCCAGCCAGGGAGCCUCCUGCUUGCCAAAACAUCUGGGGGUCCUAGGGUAUCCCUAAAAAAUGCUUUUGGAGGGAGAACUCCCACGCGAUACACGGAAGAGGAGUUAUAUAUACAUGGUGUCCACCGGUUCGUCUCACAGAUAAACAGCAGCAAUGCAGAGUCUUUGCACUUCCACUGCAGUGACUUUUUUAGACAGGAGGUGUUGACAGAAGGGUGUGGAGUUCAGCUGGGUGAUGGUGGUUGGUUGAUCCCUACGAAUGAUGGAACAGUGGGAAAGGAGGAGUUCUACAGGACCUUGUGUGACACUCCUGGAGUGGAUCCCAAGCUAAUCAGUGAGAGCUGGGUGUACAAUCACUAUCGUUGGGUGGUUUGGAAACAGGCCUCCAUGGAGAAAUCAUUUCCUGAGCAGCUGGGAAGCCGGUGCUUGACUCCAGAGCAGGUUCUGCUUCAGCUGAAAUACAGGUAUGAUGUGGAGGUAGAUCAGAGUCGAAGGUCUGCGCUGAGGAAGAUCAUGGAAAGGGAUGAUACUCCAGCUAAGACCCUUGUGCUCUGUGUCUGUGGCAUUGCCUCUAAUGACUCCACCUUAAACCUACCUGCUCAAUCUGAAAACAAGACCAUUAAGGAUGUAGAUACCAAGAAUUAUUUGCCCACAGGGGUUAUUUGGGUAACAGAUGGCUGGUAUGCCAUCAGGGCACUGCUAGAUGCCCCACUAACAACAAUGGUACGGAAAGGCCGCCUGGCAGCGGGUGUGAAGAUUGUGACCCAUGGGGCGGAACUUGUGGGCUCUCAGGAUGCAUGUACCCCUCUAGAGGCACCCUCAACUCUCAUGCUCAAGGUCAUGGCCAACAGCACCAGACCAGCUCGAUGGGAUGCCAAGUUGGGUUUCCACUGUGACCCUCGACCUUUUCGUCUACCCCUCUCAUCUCUGUACAGUAAUGGAGGCCUGGUGGGCUGUGUUGAUAUUGUUGUGCUCAGAAGUUAUCCAGUCCAGUGGAUGGAAAAAUUGCCAAAUGGUGCUUUUGUGUUUCGCAAUGGCCGCGCGGAGGACAGAGAAGCUCGUAGACACAGUGACACGAAGCAGAAACACAUGGAGGCCCUCUUUAAUAAGGUUCAAGCCCAGUUUGAGAAGGACCAGGAGGUGAAGAGCAAACCUAGGGGCCGAAGGCAGAUAUUCACACGCCAGGAGAUCGAAGCUUUGCAGGAGGGGGUGGAGCUGCAUGAAGCUGUGGAUAGUGACCCAACUUGCCUCGAGGUUCUCCUUAGUGAGAAGCAGCUGGAGACACUGAGGAACUACAGGCGGUCCUUGGAGGAGGAGAAACAGGCCCGUCUGCAGGAACAGUUCCGCCAGGCCCUGGAAGAGGCUCAGAAGGCUAAAGUGAGCUGUAGUGACAGAGAGGUGACGCCUGUGUGGAAACUCUGUAUCUCUGAUUGCCAGGAACAAGCAGAUGGCAGAGGAUACUUUUUAAACAUCUGGCGACCCUCAGCAGAUUUGCAAACCUUGCUGAAGGAAGGCAGCUGUUACAGGGUCUAUAAUCUUGCCACAUCAGAGGCCAAGAAACGAACCAGCAAUGUAUCGAUCCAACUUAGUGCCACCAAGAAAACACAAUUCCGGCACAUUCAGACAUCCUCAGAAGCCUUGAGUGAAUUGUUCCAGCCCAGAGUGUGUGUCAGCUUCCCGACUUUGUUGAACCCAGGGUUCCACCCUUUGUGUAAGGAGGUUGAUGUUGUGGGGUUUGUCAUCUCCAUCACUGAUAAACAAUGCAGCUUUCCGGUGGUUUAUCUAGCAAAUGAGUGCCUGGACCUGGUGGCUGUGCGGUGCUCCUGCAGUCUGGCCCAACUGGCUGUAGAAGAGGUGGUGAGACCACAGGCCCUGCUUGCUUUCAGCAACCUGCAGCUGUGCUGCGACACAUCUGCUCCCAUGCCUGUCCUGUAUGCAAGUGACCUAGCACUGUUUUCAGCCAAUCCCCAGGAGCCACACCUACAAGAGGCUUGUUUACGAAUGAAGAAAGCUGUCCAGGGACACGAGCACUUCUUUGGGACAGCAGAAGAGAAGCUUUUCAACAUUAUCCUGUCGGAUCGGUGCUCUUUACCUUCUCCUAAAGUAGAGGCUUUCACUCCAAAAACACCAUGCUGGAGCACGCGACAGCCAGACAAAAAUAUUGACACUACACCGACCCCUCCAAAACCUGUUGGGUGCACCACACUUGUAAAUCAGAAGCCCCCUACACUUACCAGCAAUUCAGAGGAACAGGAUCCCAAAAGGCUAAAAAGGAAGCGGGGCCUGGACUACCUAUCCCGCAUCCCCUCUCCUCCUCCUCUCCAGCCACUUGGAACAACUGCGUCACUGCCUGUGAGCAGAAAUUUUCUACCCCCAAGGCAAUCUGAGACACCUGGUUCUGUGGACAAACAGCAAAGGCCUGUAUCUCGCUGUCCUCCUACGGUGGAGGAUGACUGGGUGAAUGAUGAAGAACUGGCUAUGAUCAAUACCCAAGGAUUGAUGGAUUAGUUGAGGGAGCUCAAGAAACUGUUGCUACAAGUAAAUAGGUUUGAUUGUAAUAUAUGUUCAAAUCUUAAGUUUAUGCCUACAACCCAAGCUUUACUUCUAGUGUGGUAGCAGCGUGGCAGAUUAAUGCAGAACAUGUUACUGUUGUGUACAUUUUUUUUAUAGCUACUAUAACUGCAAUAAAUCUU